Syngnathoides biaculeatus (alligator pipefish) is the source of this 2663-nucleotide messenger RNA. It is a transcript of the gene slitrk5b, whose product is annotated as SLIT and NTRK-like family, member 5b. Gene Ontology annotation, biological process: axonogenesis; positive regulation of synapse assembly; regulation of presynapse assembly. Bases 66 to 2663 code for a protein of 865 amino acids. The record is from RefSeq and is a predicted model, not a curated record. Gene Ontology annotation, cellular component: membrane. The transcript is spliced from 2 exons. Gene Ontology annotation, molecular function: protein binding. NCBI's taxonomy places the organism in Eukaryota, Metazoa, Chordata, Actinopteri, Syngnathiformes, Syngnathidae.
UAGGUAGGAGAUGUCACUGAGGAUACUUUAGUGGGACUCCGAGCUUGGACACUGUGCGCAGGAAAAUGCAUCUUUGGAUCGCUUGCGUUUUGCUGAGCGCAACCUCUGUAUGUCUAGCAUGGAUGUCAGAUAAAGGGAUAUGUGGACAACUGUGCGCGUGCGAGGAGAGAGAAGGGAUACUCACUGUCAGCUGCGAAAACAGAGGAAUUGGGAGCAUCGCUGAAAUAAACCCACUAAACUUCCCCCAGUUUCAUCUGCUCCUCACUGGGAAUUUUUUAAGAAAGCUCCCCGCCAACGACUUCCUUGAAUAUCGAGGACUCGCCAUAUUGCAUCUGGGAAAUAAUGAGAUAGGAGAGGUGGAAGCUGGAGCUUUUAAUGGACUUCAGGGAUUAAAACGAUUGCAUCUCAACAAUAACAAAAUUGAUGCCUUGAGAGAGGAGAUGUUCUGGGGCCUUGAAAGUCUGGAGUAUCUGCAGCUUGAUUAUAAUUACAUAACUCAAGUGGCUCCCAAUGCCCUCGGCCGACUUCAACACCUGGAGGUGUUGAUUCUGAACGAUAACUUGAUAUCCAUUCUGCCUGUGAACAUCUUCCAGCAAGUCCCACUGACUCAUCUGGACUUGAGGGGCAAUCAGUUGAAAGUCCUCCCCUACUCGGGUCUGCUGGAGCACAUGAACAGCGUGGUGGAGCUGCAGCUGGAGGAAAACCCGUGGAACUGCUCCUGUGACCUGAUUGCCCUCAAAACAUGGCUGGAGAGCAUUUCGUACACGGCGUUGGUGGGCGACGUUGUUUGCGAGUUCCCCUUUCGGCUCCACGGGCGGGAUCUCGACGAGGUCUCCAAGCAAGAAUUGUGUCCCAGAAGAGCCAUCGCUGAAUACGAGAUGCCACCGCAGCCACAUUUGAGCACGGAGGGCAGCUACAGGAGCACGCCAGCCCUUGCCACGGCCUCCUUGACCUCAUCUGGGAUUGCGAGGUCCUCGUCGAGGCCCACCAAGGGACCUCGGCAGUCGGGUAAACUAAAAUCAAGACCAACUUCUCGACAAGCGGCAAACAAACCUCAGAAUUAUGGCCAGAUUAUUUCGUAUCAAACUAAAUCUCCCGUGCCUCUGGACUGCCCAUCCGCCUGCACUUGCAACCUUCAGAUUUCAGACCUCGGCCUCAACGUCAAUUGCCAGGAGCGAAAGAUCGAACACAUUUCCGAUUUAGAACCCAAACCUUACAACCCCAAAAAGAUGUAUCUCACUGGGAAUUAUAUCCCUGUGGUGCGGAGAACAGAUUUCAUUGAGGCAACCGGAUUAGAUUUGCUUCAUCUAGGCAACAAUCGCAUCGCUCAAAUCCAUGACAAAGCUUUCGGUGAUUUGACUCAUCUCAGGAGACUCUAUCUUAAUGGGAAUUUGAUAGACCAUCUUACCGCGGAUAUUUUCUUUGGACUCGACAGUCUGCAGUUCCUAUAUUUAGAAUACAACGUGAUUAAGGAAGUCACUGCAGACACAUUCCAGCACGUCCCUAAACUACAACUCCUGUUUUUAAACAACAACCUCUUGAAAACAUUACCGGUGGGAGCAUUUCGCGGCCUCACACUGGCCCGCCUCAAUCUUCGCAGCAACCACCUGCGAUAUUUGCCGGUCAGCGGCGUGCUCGAUCAGCUCGCAGCGCUGGUGCAGGUGGAUUUGUAUGAGAACCCCUGGGAUUGCUCGUGCAGCAUUCUUGACUUAAAGACGUGGCUAGAGCAGCUCAGCACUGGCACGGUUGUCAACAAUGUCAUCUGCGGCUCGCCCAAGAGGCUCGCUGGGGAAGACAUGCGAUACAUCAAGACAGCUAAUUUCUGCCCUAAUAACUCGGCCGUACUGGCAUCCAUGAUCCCCCCCUCGGAGGAAUCCUUCCCCGGCAGCACCAUCACCAUAGAAACGUCACUGGACUCCGACACGCAGUACGGUGCCAUCCCUUUAUCUGUGAUGAUUCUUGCCCUCCUCUUCAUGUUCAUUAUGUCCGUGUUCGUGGCUGCAGGACUGUUUGUAACAAUGCGAAAGAGACACCUAAAGAGUCAAAAUGAGCAAAAUAACUCCAUGAAUGCUUGCAUUAGUUCUCUCAACAUGGAGUACGGACUAUACAAAAAGGGAUCCGUCCCAAAGGUCAGAACAUCGGCUGGACACGUGUACGAGUAUAUUCCAUCCCCGUCUGAGCAAACGUGCAGAACUACAGGUCACGCUUCUGCCGAAAGCAAAUCUGCCGAGGGAUUUCAGGACUUCGAAGAGUUAAGCGGCGCCUUCCCGGGCAACUCGGAUGAAGAAGCAGCGAGUAAUGUAAUAGGCUCGGAAUACAGCACCACCGCUUCGGAGCCUCUAAAUAAGCCCUCCAGCAUGAAACAAGAUGAUCCAUUGUACUACAGAGAAGUCCUCGAUACGGAGCAGAAGCCCCGCUACAGCAAUACCUUACCUUGCAGGCACACGGCACGUCUGGCCAGUCAGUACGCAUCGGACUUUGAGGCAAGGCCGCAGUACGUGCAUCCUGACAGAGUGCAACAGACAAUACUGUACUGCACAACACCAAGUACUGUUUACGUAGAGCCAAACAGGAGUGAAUAUUGGGAACUGAAGGCAAAGCUUCACAUUGAUCCGGAUUACCUUGAGGUUCUUGAAAAAAGAACAACAUUUACACAGUUUUAA